Messenger RNA from Penicillium odoratum, 747 nucleotides. RefSeq lists its product as uncharacterized. Lineage: Eukaryota; Fungi; Ascomycota; Eurotiomycetes; Eurotiales; Aspergillaceae. The coding region runs from base 1 to 747 and encodes 248 amino acids. The transcript is spliced from 2 exons. The record is from RefSeq and is a predicted model, not a curated record.
AUGAAACCCCCACCUUCCCUAUGGCGUCUCCCUACACAAGUCCACAUCCAAAUGAUCCCUAGUCCGCGGAAACUAGCCGAUACCCGACAGAUCCUAUCCGCGCUCCAGAAAUUCGGCGAAGUGACCACAUUCCGCAAUCUCAAGUAUGAUAUAUCCAAUGAUUCACCAAACAAACAUCGUCCUAUACUGGCGAUCUUUGACUCUGCCGAUGCUGCUCAACGCGCAAUUGCUUCCUCGCCCAUGACAAUAACGCUCGACACUCCAACACAACCAACCCCAAUCUCAAUCUCAACCUCAACCUCAACCUCAACCUCAACCUCAACUUCCAAACCCAAAUCCGACUCUGACUCUAACUCCUCCUCAUCCUCCUCCGAACCUACAAAAGAAUACAAAACCCACGACCCGAUAUUCAAUGGUAUCGCUCCGGGAACAAUAAAAUGCAUAAUCGAACCUUCAAGCCACAACCAUGAAAGCGCGUUGUGGCGCAACCCGUAUCACGGCAUGUUUAUCGUGAACGAGAAUGACCCGAUCUACAAAGACAUGAACGAUGCGCGGACUGGGACUCCGCUCAAGGUUCUAGGAGAUUUGUUGGCGAGUAAGAAGGAGAGAAAUGCUAUGACUGAUGCGCAGAGGAAGCAGGCGAAUAGACGAAUCUUUAAGAGGCAGAGUCUAACAGAUGAAUGGAGAGCGGGGCAACCUAGUCGGAAUAUACCUGUGUCUCGUAUAAAGGAGCUUCAUGAAGUUUGA